Molecule: messenger RNA, 2824 nt
Organism: Carassius carassius (crucian carp)
Lineage: Eukaryota; Metazoa; Chordata; Actinopteri; Cypriniformes; Cyprinidae
Gene: fuca2
Product: alpha-L-fucosidase 2
Exons: 7
Coding region: 156-1514 (452 amino acids)
Biological process (GO): fucose metabolic process; glycoside catabolic process
Cellular component (GO): lysosome
Molecular function (GO): alpha-L-fucosidase activity
Source: RefSeq, a predicted model, not a curated record
GUUUAUGUAUUUCAGGUUUUUUGUGUUCGUUAUUUUUUGUCAUUUGGCAGGUGUGCAACCAAUCACGUGUUGUGUUUAUGUAGCUAACAACAUCAUGUGAUCUGAAACAUCCCUCUUAUGACGACUGUGAUAGAAUAAGGGACAGUAGCAGCACAAUGCAUCUGUGGAGUGUUGUCCCCCUUUGUUUACUGUUGAUUGACAACUCUGUUGGUCAAUAUGAGCCUACGUGGGAAUCAAUUGAUUCAAGACCUCUCCCGGAAUGGUUCGAUCAAGCCAAAUUCGGCAUAUUCAUUCACUGGGGAGUGUUUUCAGUUCCCAGCUAUGGCAGUGAAUGGUUCUGGUGGUACUGGCAGGGCCGGAAAUUCCCGUCUUAUGUGAAGUUUAUGGAGCAGAAUUACCCACCCGACUUUACCUACGAAAACUUUGCUCCUCAGUUCCGGGCUGAAUUCUUUGAUCCUAAAGAGUGGGUUGACAUUUUUGCCUCGUCUGGAGCCAAAUAUAUUGUCCUCACAACCAAACAUCAUGAAGGGUUUACACUAUGGGGCUCGAAGAACUCAUGGAUGUGGAACGCAGUGGAUGUCGGGCCGAGGCGGGAUCUGGUGGAUGAUAUUGCCACUGCUCUGCGGGCACACAGUGAUUUGCGUCUGGGUCUCUACCACUCUUUAUUUGAGUGGUUUAACCCUCUGUUCAAAGCUGAUGCUGACAAGUCCUUCAAAACCAGUGUGUUUCCUACGACAAAGUCCCUGCCAGAACUAUACGAGAUUAUCAACAAGUACAAACCUGAGUUGCUGUGGUCUGAUGGUGAUGGAGAUGCGCCCGCCUCUUACUGGAACAGCACAGGGUUCCUCGCCUGGCUUUAUAACGAGAGCCCUGUGCGUGACACUGUUGUGACCAACGACCGCUGGGGAUAUGGCACUAUAUGUAAUCAUGGCGGAUAUUACACCUGCUCAGAUCGCUACAACCCCGGACACCUGCUGAAGCACAAGUGGGAGAACUGCAUGUCCAUGGACAAGAAGUCAUGGGGGUUCAGGAGAGAAGCCAAAUUGAGCGACUACCUGACCAUUGAGGAGCUGAUAGCAACUCUUGUUGAGACCGUGUCCUGCGGCGGGAAUUUGUUGUUGAAUGUGGGUCCCACACACGACGGCCGAAUCAUGCCCAUCUUUGAGGAGCGUCUGCGACAGAUGGGCCAGUGGCUCAAGGUCAACGGAGAGGCCAUUUACAACAGCAGCGCAUGGAGAGUUCAGAACGACACUGUCACUCCUGGAGUCUGGUAUACGAGGAAUCAGAAGAACGCAAUCUAUGCUAUUUUCCUUUCAUGGCCCGCUGAUGGCUAUAUUGUUCUGAGCGACCCAGUUGUAUCACCAUCUAAGACGCAGGUGGUGCUGCUUGGAUAUCAGUCCCUCUCGUGGGAGUCCAUGAAACCCACUGGUCUAAAGGUUCAUCUGCCCCAGCUGGACCCCAGUCAGAUUCCCUGCUCCUGGGCUUGGACCCUGCAACUGACUGGUGCGGAGUAGCCAGAAGAUGGCGCCACAGUUAACUGUUGCCUUUAGGAAUAAUGAAAAACAUGACUGUACUAUGGGUUUUUGUUAUCCACACAUUUUACAUUUAACUAACCCCUGUGAUGAAAAUCAAGUUUUUAACAUUGUGUCUAUCUUUGUCUAUCUGGUGAUUUUCCUAUGCUUAAAGACAAACCAUGUGCAAAUUCAGCUGUCAAAAACAUUGCUCAGCAUUUUUGAUGUACCAAAAACCCAGUUUGAAACCACCCGUUUUCUAAGUCACAAACAUGUAAUCAGUCUCAUCAACCUGUGGGACAGGGCUUUUCAUGUUGUUGUCUCCACUGCUCAUAAGUUUCUAUUUACAGUGUAGACAAUCACAGACAUAUCAGUUUAUUUCAUGAUUGCAACAGCCAAUCAGAGGCCUUUAAAUAGGUCAGAAUCCACUCACCCUUCAAAACACCAGAGUUUUGUCCAGUACUGAGUUCUGCAUGCCCCAAAUCUGCUCAAUAUUACAAAAUAGUAGACGAAAUGUAAUUAAAGGAAUAGUUCACCCAAAAAUGAAAAUUCUGUCAUUAACUACUCACCCUCAUGUCGUUCCAGACCCGUAGCUAAAUAAAAUGAUGGUUGAACCACUGAUGUCACAUUUAAACAAUGUCCUUACUGCAUCUCUGGGCUUUGAAUGUGGUAGUUCCCUUGCUGUCUAUGCAGAGUCAGAAAGCUCUCGGAUUUCAUCAAAAAUAUCUUCAUUUGUGUUCUGAAGGUGACUGAAGGCCUUACGGGUUUGGAACGACAUGAGGUUGAUUAAUUAAUGACAGAAUUUUUAUUUUUUGGUGAACUCAACCUCUAAGAAAUUAAUUAUGCAAUUAGCUCAUCACAAUUUUGUGAUUGUGAUGAACUAAGAUGAGUGACAGGAUUUUAGUGAUUAUAAGGGAAACGCUAUUUGCUUUAUUAUCCAUUCAUAAUAUAAACAUUUACUCAGAUUCAUUUUGGAAGCAGCAAUGAAUGACCGCUAUAAACUUUAAUACAAGAUGACCACUGUCUUCGUGUUGUGUUUACUACAGAGUUUACUUGUGAGCUGCUGAGUGGAGGUGGAGACUCAUUAGCAUAUUCAUUAUCCAUGAAUACUAAAUGAGUUAAGGGUAUAGAGUUACAUUCAAGCCAUUUUAGUAUGUACUGAAACAAUGUUUUUGCAGCACCUAUUUUUUAUGCUGUUACAUUUAGAAUUUCUAAAUCAACACUUUUUUUAUUAUCAUUAAUGAUAUUUAGAAUCGAAAAUACACUGGCAAAUGAAGCACCAUAAACAUGCACUAUAUAAAAAAAUAAAUAAA